This is a messenger RNA of Rotaria sp. Silwood1, 372 nucleotides long. The record is from the annotation of a GenBank genome assembly. NCBI's taxonomy places the organism in Eukaryota, Metazoa, Rotifera, Eurotatoria, Philodinida, Philodinidae.
AUGAUGACAACUGCACAGAAUUCAAACUUUGCUAAUGAAGAUAUGAAUAAACUUUUAUCAGUUUCUGUACGAACUACUAAUCAUCGAAGUAGAAAUAAUUUGCUUGCAACUAUGCGUGUUAAGUCACAUGGAACAAUCGUUUGUAUGAGAAAUAGAUUCCUAGAUUUUCAAGUUUCGGAUAAUAGAUAUCAUCAAGCAGAUUUUAUUCGUAUACCACCUGAUGCAUCUGUUAUGACGGUUGUAGAACAUUUGACUCAAGUAUGGUUUCCUAAACAUCCAAAACUUGUCACAUCAUAUGUGAAACUCAAAUUAUUAAGGGCAUUUCAAGAUGACCUUCUUAAAGUUGCUCGAACCACAGGUAUUAAAAAGUGA